CGCCCCCUCGCGAAGCUGCGCUGGCCGCCCGCGGAGGGGAGAGGCUGCAGAGCCGGGGCAGGAGUAGUAUAUUCCAGUAUCUCAGUCUCGUGCCAUGUCUGACCCCAUUACACUGAAUGUUGGGGGGAAGUUGUACACAACUUCACUGGCAACCCUAACCAGCUUCCCCGACUCCAUGCUCGGCGCCAUGUUCAGUGGGAAGAUGCCCACCAAGAGGGACAGCCAAGGCAACUGCUUCAUUGACCGCGAUGGCAAAGUGUUCCGCUACAUCCUCAACUUCCUACGGACCUCCCACCUGGACCUGCCUGAGGAUUUCCAGGAGAUGGGCCUACUCCGGAGGGAGGCCGACUUCUACCAGGUACAGCCCUUGAUUGAGGCCUUGCAGGAGAAGGAGGUGGAGCUCUCCAAGGCCGAGAAGAAUGCCAUGCUUAAUAUCACACUGAAGCAGCGUGUGCAGACGGUACACUUCACUGUGCGGGAGGCACCUCAGAUCUAUAGCCUGUCAUCCUCCAGCAUGGAGGUCUUCAAUGCCAACAUCUUCAGCACAUCCUGCCUCUUCCUCAAACUCCUGGGCUCCAAGCUCUUCUACUGUUCCAAUGGCAACCUUUCGUCCAUCACCAGCCACUUGCAGGACCCUAACCACCUGACUCUGGACUGGGUGGCCAAUGUAGAGGGCCUGCCUGAGGAGGAGUACACCAAGCAGAAUCUCAAGAGGCUCUGGGUAGUACCUGCCAAUAAACAGAUCAACAGUUUCCAAGUCUUCGUGGAGGAGGUGUUGAAAAUUGCUCUGAGCGAUGGUUUCUGCAUAGAUUCUUCUCACCCCCAUGCUCUAGAUUUUAUGAACAACAAAAUUAUUCGAUUAAUACGGUACAGAUAAAAUAGAAAA
Dipodomys ordii (Ord's kangaroo rat) is the source of this 886-nucleotide messenger RNA. It is a transcript of the gene Kctd21, whose product is annotated as potassium channel tetramerization domain containing 21. Gene Ontology annotation, molecular function: histone deacetylase binding; cullin family protein binding. Gene Ontology annotation, biological process: ubiquitin-dependent protein catabolic process; protein homooligomerization. Bases 95 to 877 code for a protein of 260 amino acids. Lineage: Eukaryota; Metazoa; Chordata; Mammalia; Rodentia; Heteromyidae. The transcript is spliced from 2 exons. The record is from RefSeq and is a predicted model, not a curated record.